GUCCUGUGUCCAGUGACCUUGUAGGUGUACCAGAACAGGGCUCAAGGACCCCAGGGCACUCUCCCACCCAGGGCCCUUUUCCCUGUUUGCUCCUCCCUUGUCGCUUCUACCCCGCCCCUUAGGGCCCUAAACUUCCUGGGCCAGAACUGUUUGGCUUUUUCCUGCCCCAGUUGAGGGUAGGGGUGGCCUUUGGCCUUAAGAAAAAUGGAGCCCAGGAGGGCAGCGCCGGGACCACCCAGCCAGGGCUCUGCCGUGGGCGCGGGGUCAGCUGCAGAGCUCGUGUACCAUCUAGCUGGGGCUCUGGGUACUGAGCUACAGGAGCUGGCACGCCGUUUCGGACCCGACGCGGCGGCUGGGCUCGUGCCACUAGUAGUGCGAGCGCUGGAGCUCUUGGAAAAGGCCGCCGUGGGGCCGGCUCCGGACUCGCUGCAGGUGUCUGCACAGCAGGCCGAGCUGGAGCUGCGGCGGCUGAGCGAGGAGAACCGGCGCCUCCGCCAGGAGCUAGGCUCCGGGCCGCAGGAGGAGCGCGCGCUGCUGCGACAGCUCAAGGAGGUGACUGACAGACAGCGGGACGAGCUGCGGGCGCACAGCCGAGAACUGCUGCGCCGGAGCCAAGAGACUGAGGCGCUUCAGGAGCAGCUGCAGCGCCUCCUGCUGGUCAACUCUGAGCUGCGGCACAAGCUGGCGGCAGUGCAGACCCAACUGAGAGCGGCACAGGACCGGGAGAGGGAGCGCCAACUAAAUCGGAAUGGUUCCCGCCAGCUGGCUGAAGAACAGAGGCUGGAUGACCCGGCGGAUGCUCAGGAACAGCCAGCGUACCCUCCAGAGGCUGUUCAGUGUGGCUUCAGCCGGGAGGAGGUUGACCAGCUUCUUCAGGAGAGGAACGAGCUCAAAGCCAACGUUUUCUUGCUCAAGGAGGAGUUGGCCUACUUCCAGCGAGAGCUGCUCACAGACCACCGGGUCCCUGGGCUUCUCCUUGAAGCCAUGAAGGUGGCAGUCAAAAAACAGCGGAGGAAGAUCAAGGCCAAGAUGUUGGGAACGCCAGAGGAAGCAGAGAGCAGUGAUGAUGACGAUGGCUCCUGGCUCCUGCUCUCCAAUGACAAGGAAGAUGUUUCCCUAGUUCCUGAAUCCAGAAUCCGGAAUUUCUUUGGCUUAUGGUAUCGCGGCGAAACUGGGGGUCCUGAAGCAGAGACCAGCAACACAGCUCCCAGCAGGCCACAGGAAGGAGAAGAGACUCCACAGCACUCCUCCCUGGCACCUGUGGUCAGCCUUCCAGCCCCCAACUCCUGAUAGGUCAUCCUCAGCUUUCAGUGACCGGCGUGGUCUGAGGGCUUCAGCUACACAAGAGGCCCUAAUUUUGUGUUCUGGCUGUGGAUAGAGGUGUGACAUCAAACAAGGAUGAGGCUCCCCUCUGUGCCUAGCCUGCUCUAGGCAUGAUGGGAGUUUUCAGCAUGCCUCCCUUUCUUGACAUCUCUGUACCACACUUCAGAGCUAGAGGUAAAGAUGUCUCUGAGCUCCGCUUUCCCCGUUGUGCCACGGAGGGCUGCCUGCCUGCCUCCCUAAGGCUCCUGCAGGUGACCAGUGCAAUAAAUAUCCAUAAUACCCCUAAAACUGCUCACGGUCUGUCUGUCAGUGGUCUGUGCUACCUCCCAGCCCUGCUAGGAACUGAGGCCUGGUGACGGUUCAUUACAAGGUCUCCUUGGCUCCUCACUGGAAAUGAGGAGAGUCUAUUUUGGGAGUAUGGCCCCCCCACCCCUUUGGCUGUCUCCAGUACUUAGAGACCCUGUGGCUUCAGUCCUUUUUGGUUCCUUCCAGGCUAAGCCCACUCAGUUUCCACCAUCAGCCUUAUGUUCUCUUUCAUUUCUGGUGCUAAGCUGCCUGCCCUCUCAGGGAUGUGCCUCACUGCUGCCCGCCCUCUGUUCUGGCUUCCUCAGGAAAAGCCUUGGGAGGAAGCAGGGAGGGGGUUGGGAGCU
This is a messenger RNA of Acomys russatus (golden spiny mouse), 1973 nucleotides long. RefSeq names its product Rab interacting lysosomal protein (gene Rilp). The record is from RefSeq and is a predicted model, not a curated record. The transcript has 8 exons. Gene Ontology annotation, biological process: cilium assembly. Lineage: Eukaryota; Metazoa; Chordata; Mammalia; Rodentia; Muridae. Gene Ontology annotation, molecular function: protein dimerization activity. Bases 205 to 1290 code for a protein of 361 amino acids. Gene Ontology annotation, cellular component: ciliary basal body; cytoplasm.